AUGACCAACUACGCCGUUUUCGAGAAAUUCGACAAGGCAACAAUGCAAUGGUCUCGUUGGGUGGCACGUUUUGAGGAGACUGUAACGAUGCUUGAAGUCUCCGAGAAAAACAAAUCAUUGCUGCUUAUUUACAUGGGGCAAGAAACAUACGACAUGCUGUAUGACAAAUUAGCCCCAGCAACACCAGCGGAAAAAACUUACGCGGAAAUAAAAAGAAUCAUCUCUGACGUUUACGAUCCAGCACCAUUAGAGAUAAUGGAAAACUACCGAUUCCACCUACGCAAACAAAAUGAGAGUGAGUCAGUAGAAGAGUUUUCGAUAGCGUUACGGAAGUUGGCAAUAAAUUGCAACUUCGGCACAUAUUUGGAAACUGCAUUGCGAAACCAAUUCGUAUUCGGUCUGCGCAGCACACGGAUCCAGAAUCGAUUGCUGGAGACAAAGGAUUUAAAAAUGGAUGCAGCGUUAACUACGGCAAAAGCGAUGGAGCUAUCGGCAAAAGGCGGUGCGGAAAUUCAGCAGCAAAAAGACGUCAAAUCGCCAAUAAAUUACAUUCAGCAAAAGAAUAAGAAAGGCAAAAAGAUAACGAUCAUGAAUUCAGCAAAUUCAAAAGCAAACAAGACUAAAGUUGACGAGAUGAAAAUGAGCGGGUUCUGUUUUCGAUGUGGCAAAAGUGAACAUCGCGCUAACAAAUGCCCACACCAAAAUUCGACGUGCUCGUUCUGCAACGUGAAGGGUCAUCUAUCAUCGGUCUGUUUUAAAGCGAAGAAGGAAAAAAAGCAGACAAACUACAUUGACUGCGAAGAUCAUACUAAUGCGGUUGAGGAAUUGUUCAACAUAAAUACAGAUAAUUUUAAUUACAUUAAGAUUAAUCACAAUAAGAACUCAAAAAUUUAUACACAACUAAAA
Rhagoletis zephyria (snowberry fruit fly) is the source of this 906-nucleotide messenger RNA. RefSeq lists its product as uncharacterized. Gene Ontology annotation, molecular function: zinc ion binding; nucleic acid binding. NCBI's taxonomy places the organism in Eukaryota, Metazoa, Arthropoda, Insecta, Diptera, Tephritidae. The record is from RefSeq and is a predicted model, not a curated record.